AUGGAGGUGGAGGCUUUGCAGCUCCACGGGGAACGGCUCCGAGCUAAACGUGUGGAGGCAAAAAACGCUGCCGGUCCCUCCCCGCUGCGGGAACGGGGUGUUGAAAGGUCCUGGGAAGGGCGAGGAGAGCUCUCUGUGCUGGGGCUCCAUCUGUUGCUGUUCUUUAUCCGGGAGAGCCGGGGCCGCCCGGGGGCUGCAGCCGAGGAGGAGGCGGCGGCCGACCCCAGAUGCCAACGCUCCGGUGAGCAGCGACAGCCACGGGAGAGUGGAGGAGCUCAUGGAAUAGAGGAGGCGAGACCCCGGCGCGGUGUCACCGAGCGGGACCCGGAGCAGCCCGAGGCAGAGACAGGAGCCGGACAUGCCAGAGCCAACCCCGCUCGGCGGGGACAGGAAAGCGGCGGAGAAGAAGCGGGUGGAGAAGUCCCCAGGACCCUCCCCGUGCAGAGCAAGGCGGAGCCGCCCAGCCUGGACGCGGCGGAGGAGCCGCUGCUCUGGGAAGGGCUCACCCUCAACAAGUGCAUCCUGGUGGCCUCCGUGGUGGCCCUGCUCAGCGUCACCUUCCAGCUGCUCCAAGCUCCAUGCUCCAAGGAGGGACUCGCCCGCGGCCGGCAGGAACCCCCGCCCCCUCCCAUUCCCGAGGUCGUGAGCCCCAAGGCGGAGGAGAUCCCAGAGGCGGGCACUGCCCAGCCCGCGCCGCCGCCGGAGAGCAGCGUGGUGGAGGAUGAUGGUGAUGACGAAGACGGCGACGAUGACGAUGAGAGCGAAGCUGACAGCAACCUGGCAGAACCCUGGAUCUUCAAGAAGUGGUUUGGCCGCACAACACCAGAGGAUGAGGAGAAGGAUGGGGACAAGGAUGAGGACAAGGAGGAGGAUGAGGACAAGGAUGAAGAACCUGAAGAUGUCCCCGAGGUGCCAAUGGCUGUGAUGGAGGGGAAGAAGAGCCAGGAGAAGCAGGAGAAGGUGGAGGAGGAGGAGGAAAAGGAGGAGAAGGAGGAAGAAAAAGAGGAGAAUGAGGAGGAAGAGGAGGAAGAGGAGGAAGAGGAGGAGGAGGAGGAGAAGGAGGAGAAGAAGAAGAAGGAGGAGAAGAAGGAGAAAGCCCGGGAAGGCCGUGCUGUGCAUGCGGAGCGGAGCAGCCGGAGGGAGGCACGAGCCAAGGACAGGACACCGCGGGACAGAGCCGGCAGAGCCCCCAGGGCCCCCAGGGAACCCGAGCAGCAGCCCCAGAAGAAGCAGGACCGGGAGAGGAAGGAGAGGAAGGAGAGGAAGGAGAGACGGCGGGAGCGGGAUGAGCCCCGGAGGGAGGGGUGGAAGGGCCGUCCCGGCAGGGGUGACGGCGGCCGGGAGAGCCCGAGGAGGGACUGGAAGCAGCAGAAGGGCCGGAAGCCCUGGGCGCCGGAGCCGGGCAGGGACGGCAGGGCCAGGGAGGGCAAGAGGCGCGACUGAGGCCGGGGCGGGCGCGGGGCUCGAUGAUCCAGGGGGAUCCAAUCCCACCACUGCCCCCGGCAAAAGACCCCCGCCCCUGCCCGCCCUCCGGAGACACCCCCGGCUCUCCAGCACCCCAGGACCCCCGAGCAGCAGCAGAGCAGCCCAGGAGCCUGGCACGAGCCUCCCCGAGGACUUUGGGCCCCCCUGGAUCAAAGGCGACCUGAAAGGAUUCAUGGAAGGAGCUUCUUGGGACCUCGUUACUUCUCCAUGCCCACCCCAAGCCCCUGUGCAGUUCAUCUCCCCUCGUGGCUCCGGGGCAGCGCGGGGAUCCCAGCGAACAGAGUUGUGCCCAGACUCCGCAGCUCUUGGGUUAAUGGUUUUAUUGAAAGCUAAUCAAGAGAGAGGAAUAUUCUGGGUUACAGAACCAGGCUGCAGCCGUCCUCAGAGGGACAUCAGGGACAGACCCCACACCUCACCCAGCCCGGUGCCACUGCUGCGGGGUGGCCCCGGAGGUGCUGGUGACAGAGCAGGGCUGGAGCCCUUCACCCAGGGAUUCCUGCGGGCCUCGCCUUCUCCGAGUCGCUUUUAGGAAGGAAACACAAGAGCAAUAUCACACAGCCAGAGACGUUCACAGCCCCGACCCGUGGCAGGUUUCAGUAUUUGCUAAAAUCAACAGCGGUUAAAAUAAACUGUUUUCAUUUUUAAUAAGGUAUUCAACUGGAUGUUUAACAACAACAACCAAAAAAAAAAAAAAAAAUGGAAAAAGAAGGAAAAUGAGAAAAGC
This is a messenger RNA of Hirundo rustica (Barn swallow), 2209 nucleotides long. RefSeq names its product junctional sarcoplasmic reticulum protein 1-like. The transcript is spliced from 8 exons. The record is from RefSeq and is a predicted model, not a curated record. NCBI's taxonomy places the organism in Eukaryota, Metazoa, Chordata, Aves, Passeriformes, Hirundinidae. Bases 1 to 1443 code for a protein of 480 amino acids.